Molecule: messenger RNA, 3146 nt
Organism: Pungitius pungitius (ninespine stickleback)
Lineage: Eukaryota; Metazoa; Chordata; Actinopteri; Perciformes; Gasterosteidae
Gene: fez2b
Product: fasciculation and elongation protein zeta 2b
Exons: 10
Coding region: 93-1454 (453 amino acids)
Cellular component (GO): axon; cytoplasm
Source: RefSeq, a predicted model, not a curated record
CGCUUUACCGUCCAGUCAAGUGUCUCGAAGCCGCCAAACAGAGCCUCGUCGCGGGGUCCAACUGUCCGUCAACCGAACACCCGACGGCAGUCAUGGCGGCGCCGUUAGCCCACUUCGACGAGGACUGGCAGGAUUUUAACGAGUUCCAGCCGUCCGCGGAGUCGGACGACCGGCUGAACUCGAAUGCCGGGGAGCCGUCGUCGGGCCUCGACGAUUUCUCCGACCUGGACAACAGUUUCUCGGGGGAGAUCUGCAGCUUCAAGUCGAUGGAGGACCUCGUCCAGGACUUCGACGAAAAGCUGACAGUGUGUUUCCGAAACUACAACACCGCGACGGAAAACAUCGCGCCCGUUAAACCCAUCACGGAGGAAGACUACCUGAAAGACGACCAGGUGUGGAACGCUCUGACCGACAACUACGGCAACGUGAUGGCCGUGGACUGGAAGACGUCGCACACUCGCUCCCUGCACCUGCCCACCCUCAACAUCUCCGAGCACGAGAAGACUAAUAACCAGUCCCUGGAUCUGUCCGACGACGAGGAGCUCAGGGAGCAGAUGGAUAUGCACUCCAUCAUCGUCUCCUGCAUCAGCGACGAGCCGCUCUUCACAGCCGAUCAGGUGAUCGAGGAGAUCGAGGAGAUGAUGCAGGAGUCUCCGGACCCGGAGGACGACGAGAGCCCCUCCCAUUCCGACCUGUCGAUGCUGUCUCAGGACCUCAAGCGCUCGGGCUCCAACACCAGCUACGAGGACCGGCUGCGUCAGCUGUCCCUGUCUGAGCUGACGGAGACGUUGGACGGAGUGGAGGCGGCCAUUGGCCGCUACAGCGAAGAGCUGAUCCAGGCCCUGGCGCUGCGGGAUGAGCUGGACUACGAGAAGGAGGUGAAGAACAGCUUCAUCUCGCUGCUGAUCGACGUGCAGAACCGCCAGAAGGAGCACUGCGAGCUGCUGCGCAAGAAGAAGAAGAUCCGAAGCACGACCAGCACCAGGCCCAACGGCCAGAGGGCAGCCAGCACGCACGUCCCGGGCACGCUCCUCACUCUGGAGGGACUCUCCAAUGUCAUUCAAAAUGGCCUCCGUCAAACUUUUGGCCACACAGGAGGGGACAAACAGUACCUGACCACAGUAAUCCCCUACGAGAAGAAAACGGGCUACCCGGCAGUAGAAGACCUCCAGAUCCUCACAAAGAUCCUGCACGCCAUGAGGGAUGACAGCGAGAAGGUACCUGCGCUGCUCACAGACUACAUUCUCAAAGUGCCCGACUGCAUGAUGAUUUGUGCAUGGACGCCAGUGAUCAGUGUCGAUCGGGUUCAUUUUAAUUCCACCUGCUCCACCAGCAGCCUGAUGCAAGGGAGAAGCCGCCCACCCUCCGUUUGGUGCAUCUCACACGCAUCAACGUCACUGUAUUUCAUGACCGAAUCUGUGACUGAGGCCUCGAGCAGAAAUCCUUUUUUUUAAAUUGUUUUAUUGCUCUUAACAGCAUUUGCUGGUUGGUUACAUACGCUGUCUCGGGGUUGAUGAGAUUGAUAUUUUUCAAAUCCAAUUUCUAAGGGGGCAAACGGUUUGCCCGUACGCUCCGUUUUUUGGCUGUAAGUUGAAUGUUAAAAUGAAAUAUUUUGUAUACGAGAACAAAUUGCACAGUUUUUUUUUGGAAACUUUUAACUUUUUAAAAGCAGGACAAGAAAAGUAAAAAUGACUUAAGAAGGAAAUCGCUGGAUGAACUUAUAGUUGAAGCCUAUUUUUGGAGAAAGAAUUGUUUAUCGGUGAGAUUAGGGACUCGCCUGUAGCCCCCCCCCCCCCCCCUUUUUGUGACCACAUCGCGACACGAUUGAACAAACGCUGCCCAUUGACCUCUGAGCCACCUCAUUGACCUCUGAGCCACCUCAUCACCUCCCAGGAGUCUGAAAACGCCUCGUUAGACUCUUCUGCAUCCGUAGAAAACGCAUCCUUAGGAGAAAUAUAUCGUUAAGAUAAUGUUCGGUCUGAUAAAUGUGUAGAUAAGCUUCUGUUAUAAGUUAUGGGUUUUCUCUCUCUCUCUGUUAACCCUUUAACUGUUGUGGAGGUUUUUCGUGGUAGCACUUUAGCGGGCGUGUAGUGGUGGAAAUCUGUAGUGGACGUCUCACUAGAUCGCUGUUGGACGCGACGCCCUUCGUCCACCUGGUCCUCAGGAGCGUGAACAACCUUCAAAGGGGUUCCCCACUGAUCUGACGCGUUAAGCCUUCGAGAUCAAACCCCUUAUCGCAGCAGCAGAUGUUUCUAGAAAAUAAACCGUAGCAUCCGUUUGGAGGUCGAGUGGCGAUCGAUCGACGCGUUCGUGACGUCUGGCGGCAAAACUCGACGAUUAAUUGGGCGUCGAUGUAGGAUUCCAUCUUUUUACUGGUUGGGGCCAUGACGAAGGGGUCCGACUAAAGUUCACGGGUUCCACAUGACUCCUUUUGUAAAAGGCCGAAGCGUGUAGUGCUAUAUUUAACUAUUUAUAUGUAUCCGUUGUUCCAACUGCUCUGCGAAACACUCACGAACCAGCGUUCAUUUGUUUUUGUUUACAGACGUUAAAUAUCACACUAAAGGGACAAGUGCAUGUCGGGGGAACAGAGUGCAGGAAACUCAAAAGCUCAAACUUAAACCGUUAAGAAGAUAUCGAAAAGUUGACGAUGUCAAAAAGUUGAAGAUCACAUCUUGCUGUUGAUGCAAAUUUGAUACAAAAGCUAAAAGUCUUUGUGGUUCACGUCUCAGGCGGGAAACCCCUCGUCUGCUCUCUAGUUCAGUGACAUAUCAGUGUAACUACGAUUUAGAGAUUUAUAUUUAUAUAUAAAUAUAUAUAUAUAUAUAUAUAUAUAUAUAUAUAUAUAUAUAUAUAUAUAUAUAUAUAUAUAUAUAAAUGUUCAACAAAGCAAGCGACAGAAAAUAAGCUUGUAAAUGCCUGGAAGUUUUGUACAUUAAAACGACUCGUUAUGUUUUUAAUGAAAUGCAAUCCCCCCCAGUUGUGGUUUUUUUUUUUUUGUUUCUCUCAUAUGGUACUGCAGUAAAUUAAUUUAUUAUGUAAAUGUUUUGUUGUUGUUUUUUAACCAUAUUAUUGACUGUAAUGGUACAUGUGUUUUGAAUGCCCACAAUGCAUUGCAACUCAUUUCAAAUAAAUUCAUAUGUGAAGAA